CAAGAGACGUUUAGUUUGGCGCAAGAGCGCGCCGGGAACCUGAGAGCGCGCCUGGUCAGUAGCGAAAUGCCGUCAACACGGUGCUCGGUAAACUUUGAAAAGAAACGAGAGUGAACGAAGAAGUUUGUGGACACGCUUUGACAGUCAUUUCAACAUGGGUUUACUUCUAUAAUGGGAGGAAUAGAGAACCCAUCUGAGACAGCUAUAUUACACAUCAUAACCCCGGCAUCGUCCCCGUCAAUGACUGCAGGCAUGGCCCUGUUCAAGCAGCAGACAGUGGAGGAUUUCUACGACAUCGGAGAAGAAUUAGGAAGCGGUCAGUUUGCCAUCGUGAAGCGUUGCUGGGAGAAGAGCACAGGUCUGGAGUUCGCUGCUAAAUUCAUCAAGAAACGUCAGAGCAGAUCCAGCCGGCGGGGGGUCAGGAGGGAGGAGAUAGAGAGAGAGGUCAACAUCCUACAGCAGACACAACACCCCAACAUAGUCACCUUCCACGAUGUCUACGAGCACCGUACUGACGUGGUGCUCAUCCUGGAGCUGGUGUCAGGGGGAGAGCUGUUUGACUUCCUGUCCCAGAAGGAGUCUCUGAAACCCCACCUCUUCAAGGAAUACCUGGGAUAGGAUAAAGUAAUCCUUCUAACCCCCCCCUUAAAAGAUUUAGAUGCACUAUUGUAAAGUGGUUGUUCCACUGGAUAUUAUAAGGUGAAUCCACCAAUUUGUAAGUCGCUCUGGAUAAGAGCGUCUGCUAAAUGACUAAAAUGUAAAUGUAAAAAUGAGUGAAGAGGAGGCUACUCAGUUCAUCAAACAGAUCCUGGAGGGGGUCCACUACCUCCACUCUAGGAAGAUAGCACACUUUGACCUCAAGCCUGAGAACAUCAUGCUGUUGGACAAAAAUGUGCCCUUGCCAAGGAUCAAACUAAUCGAUUUUGGACUCGCUCACAAAAUCGAGGCGGGAGCAGAGUUUAAAAACAUUUUUGGGACUCCUGAAUUUGUGGCCCCAGAGAUAGUGAACUACGAACCACUGGGACUGGAGGCAGAUAUGUGGAGUAUAGGAGUCAUCACCUACAUCCUGCUGAGUGGAGCGUCUCCCUUCCUGGGAGAGACUAAACAGGACACGCUGGCCAACAUCUCAGCCAUGAACUACGAGUUUGACGAGGAGUUCUUCUGCAGAACCAGUGAGCUAGCCAAAAGCUUCAUACGGCAGCUACUGGAGAGGGACAAGAUGAAGAGAUUAACUAUUCAAGAUGCCCUCAACCAUCCCUGGAUCAAGUCUAAUGAGUACAAGGAGGAGACCUCCAGCACCAAGACCCCGGACCAGAGCAAGACCCCCAAGAAGCGCGAGCGCCGGCAGCUGAAGACCAAACGUCUCAAGGAGUACACCAUCAAGUCCCACUCCUCCAUGCCCCCCAACAACACCUACGUCAACUUCGAACGCUUCGCCCAGGUAGUGGAGGACAUCAGCCAGAUGGAGGGCUCCUUCACUGGGCUAGCCUCGGCCCACGACUCCCUGCAGGAGGACAUCGACGCCUUGGUCUCCGUCUACAACCACAAGGAGUCCUGGUACAAGGAGGAGAGCGAGAGGGUCCGUCACCAGCUGUCUCAGAUCCGCUAUGAGUUCCGUAAAGUGGAGGCGAUGAAGAGAAGCCUGCAGGAUGAGAUGAAGGUGGUGGAUGUUAGCGUCAGUGACGUUAGCGCCCGCUACCAGGAGAGGAAGAGACACUUUGACGCCCUGAGACAGGAGCUGAGCGACGAGCUGAAGUGGGUGCAGGACGUGGUGGGGUCGUCAGGGGUCGCGGACGGAGUCACGGACGGGGUCGGUGGGUUUGGAGGAGGAGGGGGGUACCUCAACUGUAACUUCUCCACUGUGUUUAAUAAUGACGUGAAUGAGGCACUGAAGGAAAUGCUGAACAGAAGCUGUGGAGGAGAUCUGCUGUCUGGGAUCAGCCUGAACCUCACUGAGUCUGGACUGAAGAGAUAGUAUUGUAUUGUAUUGUAUUG
Messenger RNA from Salmo salar (Atlantic salmon), 1995 nucleotides. NCBI's taxonomy places the organism in Eukaryota, Metazoa, Chordata, Actinopteri, Salmoniformes, Salmonidae. The record is from RefSeq and is a predicted model, not a curated record.